Molecule: messenger RNA, 1538 nt
Organism: Westerdykella ornata
Lineage: Eukaryota; Fungi; Ascomycota; Dothideomycetes; Pleosporales; Sporormiaceae
Exons: 1
Coding region: 138-1217 (359 amino acids)
Molecular function (GO): protein binding
Source: RefSeq, a predicted model, not a curated record
CGACAAUAGCAGGUAAAAGAAAGCGUCACCAAUCCUCCAACGCACUUUCUUCUCCCAAGUACCCCGAACGCCAAAACUCAAGCCACGUCGUGAAAAGUUACGCCAUUCUGUCCCAAGACACCGUCUACUCGCCGACAAUGUAUCCUCCCCCUUCUCAUCGUCCGACCAAUCCGGUGCCUGGCUAUCACUCUGUUACAGCCUACAAAAUACCCAUGGAUCAAGCAGACGCAAUUGUGAAGACCUGUUCCUACCAUAUGAAUGAUUUCGAUCGCGCAGUCAUAUGGUUUCCAUCCGGCACUCACUCUGGUGCGGCACCUGUCCCCCUAGUCUCACGCGAAUGCUUGUCGCCUUUGGGAGACCUUGACAAGCUUCCUCUGGAACUCAUCCAAUGUAUAUGCCUCCAACUCGACAUGCUUUCGUUAUUCCACUUGCGUCAGACCAGUUCUCGUGCCAGGCAGGUAAUCAACGCCUUGCAUGAGUAUAAGGUGACGGCCACACAUGCUCUCGAUGCGUUCUGUGCGCUAUUAUGGACGCGUUCUGCUUCGCGCGUAACGGUAUCCGAAUUCUACAAGCUUCUAUGCACGGCGAACUGCUCAAUUUGUCGUGGUCAAUAUGGUAAUCUGGUUUUCCUUCCAACUUGGAUACGUUGUUGCUCAAGAUGCUUGUGGUAUAAUGCUCCUCAGCUCCGCGUGGCAUCUGUGACAUAUGUCAAACGCACGUUGGAACUUUCGAAGAAGUCGCUCGCAAAUUUACCGACAGUAACAUUACUGCCUCUUCCGGCAAUCUAUCCUAUGGAGAAACGCCCCUCGGCAACCAUCGUCUCUACAUACUCAGCUGCCCUGGAAUAUGUCGCGAAAAACAGUGGCAGUACAUCGAUCGAGGAGGCCUUGGACAAGCUCUUUGAUAGCUCCCACAUACGCUACAUGGCAUGCUGUGCCUUACCAACCUAUGAUCCACAAUCUCUUCAAGUCGAAUACGGCGUAUCUUGCGCUGGCUGUCAGCUUGCCUUGGAAUGCGAUAUUAUCACGGGUGAAUUGGGGGCCGAUGUACGAGAUAUGGUGUAUUCGCGUGAGGGUUUCUUGAAGCACUUCAUAUGGUGUGAAAAAGCCCAGCUUCUGUGGACUGAGAGCGUCAAUGGGGCAGUGGAACCCAAGAGCAUGCCAGCGGUCUGCAAAGAAGGAUCACAUUUGUUGUGGAGGGGAAAGCGAAGGGGGUAAACCAUCCACGUGGUCAGCACGUACCUGGCAUGGGAAGGACUGAAAGAUCGUGGCUGGACGGAACAACCGAUGGCUUUGUUUUUGAAGGUGGCCUGCUGGCGCAAGAUUGCUCUCUCUCCAGGCUUUUGGGGUAUGUCUAUGAAUAGGGGCGUGUGAUUGGCUUUUUGCUCCAAAGACUCGACAACGAGAGCGCGCAUUUGGCGAACACACAGGAAAGGGUGAGAACCCUUUGACACAAACAGCUACCGACGCGGCAGAUACAAUGUUACCCGACAUACCUUUUUUGUUGGAGAAGACGCGUCAAACUUAUUGUCUUCCAGC